UCACGUUGACGUCGAGCGCAUACACGUCACCGUCCAUAAACACACGGAUCAAACUGUUACCGACUGGUCGCCGUUCGGGAAUACAAGUAGAAGACCGUAGCGUGGAUUUUUAAAGAAAGAAAGAUAUUUUCUGGAGAAGAAACCGGGGAAUACAGAGAACGAGAGAAAAGAAAACGAGGAAACCACCAAAAGGAAAUGCCAAUCGCAGCCACGGGUCAACUGACGACUCAGGAACCCUGUAUUUUCUCCCGACUGCCCUCCACCCCGGAGCCUGUACCAAAAGGGGGUAAUUUAUGUGACGCUGCGGGGGCAGUAGCCGAGUCGCAGGAGCGAACAGAAUACGGGGGCACCGAGGGGGGCAGGGGAGGACUAGUAGCCAGCUACAGUCAGACCAGCGGCGCUAGGGGAUUUCUGCCGCUUCGUUCAUCCAACUCCAACGGUUCUCCUCCGCAAUCCCCUCCCACGUCCUCCCCCCUCGCCUCAUCUUUCUUCCAUCACCACCCCUAUCAAAUGGCCAUGGAGCCGCCCAGGACUCGAUCGCGUUCUCGGUCUGGAUUCUACCAGCAGUAUGGUGCGACUGUCCCCGGGAUUAAUGCCAAUGGGGGAAACGGACCUAAUCACCACCGUCACCACAGCCAGCAGCAACAUCAUCAACAACAGCAGCACAACUCUGGUUGCUCACCCCUUGGAGCUCACAGCCACCACACGGAGCAGCACAGCAUACGAGCCCCGGGAUCUAACGUCUCCCCCGGCGCUCAGAGGCAGUCGGGACCGCCUGGAGCACAUCGCAUCUCACCCGCAGGAGCCGUAGGGGGAAGGAGCCAUCCUGACCAUGCCUGUGGAGAGGAGGGUGACAAGGCCUCAGUCCCAGUCUCCUAUACGGUGACUCCUGUCCCUUCUCAUCAUGGUCUGGUAGCUCCUCUGUAUACAGGACAGCACCUCCCUCCUGUCUGUUCCUCUCAACAACAGAUCCCAGCAUGCAGUGUGGUCUUCAGUACAGGACAACACUACCACCCUAUGCUGGGGGCGUGUUCGGUGCAGCAUUUACCUGUUCCCUACUCCUUUCCCUCCCUCCUCUCCAAUGAUCCUCCUUUCCUCCUCCCCCCUCCCCACCUCUCUCACCACCCCCCUCACCUCCCUCCACCUGGACAUUUCCUUCCCUUCCCGACACAACAGUCCAGAUCGCCGUUGCAGAGGAUAGAGAACGAGGUGGAGCUGCUUGGAGAGCACCUGUCUGUGGGAGGGGGGUUCAACUACCCUCAUGGAGGACACCACCCCUCCUCCCUGCCCCCUCCACACCUCCAGUUCCUGUCUCAUCACGACUCCCUGUCACAGGAGCUGUUUGAGAAGACGGAGUGGUAA
Molecule: messenger RNA, 1362 nt
Organism: Oncorhynchus gorbuscha (pink salmon)
Lineage: Eukaryota; Metazoa; Chordata; Actinopteri; Salmoniformes; Salmonidae
Product: E3 ubiquitin-protein ligase RNF38-like
Exons: 7
Coding region: 196-1362 (388 amino acids)
Source: RefSeq, a predicted model, not a curated record